AGUCGAAAGAGCGAUAGUGCAGUAAAGAGCUCUGGGGUGUGAGAAAUCCCGUCUGUGUUUAAAGAUAUACAUUUAUUCUUGGGAAAUCCCACCUGUGUUAUAAAGAGAUACAUUUUUUCUAAGAUUACCCAUGUCUCAUUACGAAAAAGAGCAAGAGCGGCUUAUGACACUCUGGGACGAAGAAAUUGAUGACGAUGAAGAGUUUGUGGACUCAGGUUAUGAUGAAGAGGUGGAUCACCUAAGUGUUCACAGUUAUCAUUCCGAUCUUGAAUGUGACGACAAUGUAACAGAAGACGCUGGCCAGAGAAGUACAAAUGCGUUUUAUUUGUGUAAGGACAAUAAAACAAAAUGGAAUAAACAUCAUGCUAAUAACAAAGUCAGAACCAGAUCAAAAAAUAUAAUUUCACAAUUACCAGAGCCCAAAUCCUGUGCCAAAAACAAAAAAACUGCAUUAGACCGCUGGCUUCUCUUUUUUGAUUCAAUGAUUAUUGAAAUUAUCACCAACUGUACCAACAAUGUGAUACGCCAAAAAGCCACAGCUUAUAAAGAGAAGUACAAUUGCGGCGAAACCAAUAUUAUUGAAAUGAAGGCAUUGUUUGGUAUUCUUUAUCUCGCUGGUGUGUAUAGAAGUGGGCAUCGCCAGCUGCGAGAUCUCUGGCGAACAAAUGGAACCAGGAUUGAUAUUUUCCGAACAGUUAUGGCUUUCAAUAGAUUUUCAUUUCUUCUUCUAUACCUGCGUUUUCAUAACGUUGAAAAUAUACAAGCAAGACUUCAAGUGGAUAAACUUGCCGCUAUAAGGGCAGUGUUUGACAAAUUUGUUUCAAACUGUCAAGAAGCAAAUACACCAGGAGAAUAUAUGACAAUUGAUGAGACGCUCGCACAUCUUAUAUCUACAAUAUGGAAGUAUAUGUAGGAACUCAGCCUAACGGUGUAAAUUAAUUAAGCAAUAAACCUAUCGACAUAGUACAAAGACUUGUAGCACCAAUUUCUGGGAGUCAUCGCAAUAUUACUUUUGAUAAUUGGUACACCUCUUAUGAACUAGUAAAUAUUUUGCGUGAGACAUAUGGUUUGACUUCAGUAGGAACUCUCAAAAAGAACAAAACACAAAUUCCAUUAGCAUUUUUGCAGAUAAAGAGCAGGAAACCAAAAUCAUCAAUGUUUGGAUUCCAAAAACAUAAUACCAUAGUUUCUAACGUCCCAAAGAAAGGUAAAAUUGUGAUCUUACUCUCCUCCCUUCAUCUCGAUGACACAAUCGAUAAAUCCACUAGUGACAAAAAUCUACCAGAAAUCAUCAGUUUCUAUAAUUUCACAAAGGGAGGAGUGGAUACAGUGGAUCAAUUAUCAGGAAGUUAUAGUGUAGCGCGUAACUGCAGACGAUGGCCGCUAAGAAUUUUUUUCGCUCUAAUGGAUUCAGCUGGAAUAAAUUCCCAAAUAAUAUACAGAGAAAAUACUAAUGAUAUUUCCAAGAAACGACGAAUAUUCCUUGAAGAACUGGGACUUGCAUUAGUUUAACCAACUUUGCAAGCAUGAAAAAAAAAUCCGCGAAUUUCGAAAGAUCUAAGCCUCAAGAUCUUCGGGGAAACAGAGCCUCCGCCAGCUAAAAAACAAAACAUCAGACAAGGAAGAUGUCAACAUUAUCCCUGAAGUAAAGAUAAAAAAUCGAAUUACAGUUGUGACACAUGCGGAAGAUUUAUUUGUUUGAAUUACCUACACUUCUUUUGCGAAAGCUGCUGCAAUUUGCGAAAUUAAUAACUUUUUUUGUUUGUUGAUAUGCCACAUAUUACUUUUCUAGCUGAUAACUUGAACAUCUGCUUUAUUAGUUCUCCAUAAAGUCCUACAGAAUUGAAUGUUAUAUAUUUUUUCAACAGUUUUCAUAGAUUUUGUGAUUUUUUUAUGUGAGAAUUUCCAAAUUUAACUUUUUUAUACAAAUAAAUUCAACUUAUUAUAAAAA
Diorhabda sublineata is the source of this 1951-nucleotide messenger RNA. RefSeq lists its product as uncharacterized. The record is from RefSeq and is a predicted model, not a curated record. The coding region runs from base 131 to 913 and encodes 260 amino acids. NCBI's taxonomy places the organism in Eukaryota, Metazoa, Arthropoda, Insecta, Coleoptera, Chrysomelidae. The transcript has 2 exons.